Molecule: messenger RNA, 2699 nt
Organism: Exaiptasia diaphana
Lineage: Eukaryota; Metazoa; Cnidaria; Anthozoa; Actiniaria; Aiptasiidae
Product: gamma-tubulin complex component 4
Exons: 19
Coding region: 38-2014 (658 amino acids)
Biological process (GO): cytoplasmic microtubule organization; microtubule nucleation; spindle assembly
Cellular component (GO): equatorial microtubule organizing center; gamma-tubulin complex; spindle pole
Molecular function (GO): gamma-tubulin binding; microtubule minus-end binding
Source: RefSeq, a predicted model, not a curated record
ACUUGAACUGGAUAAAGUUAUUUUGAAGUUGUUUUCMAUGCUACACGAGCUACUUUUAGCCUUGUCGGGCAACUGUGGAGGUGUUUUCAUUAAGAAGGGAAAGAACAACCUUCAGGUUGCUGCAGACUUGCCAUUUAUCCACGAUUGCGAAGUAACCCUUCUGAAUAGAAUCUGUAGGCUAGGAUCCUACUACUGUAACUUCCAGGAAUUCAUCGAAAAAGCAUCCAAAGUGUUUGACAGUUCAAAAGGAARUAAWGARACYAGCGGUUUGUAUAUUCAAGCAUUUUGUACAGGGCUUGAACAAAUACUCGAGGACUACAGACAUGAGCUGGUACUUAUAGAAGAUAAGGUGUUAAAGGAUCCGUGUCUUCCAUUGUCAUUURUAGAGCAUUCAUUGGAAGAAUAUCAAGUUUUGUUUCCAUCUUUGGCUGCUUUAGUUGAUCAAAUUCAAAGUCAGAAGGCUAAUGGGUGUAAAAUACUAGACUUUCUUUACAAGUCAUCCAUUUGUGGAAUUCCUCAUGUUAAGGAUGCUUUUGAAAGGAUUCUUUAUGUCUGCCAUGGUGUCCUAUACCAGCAAUUAAGUGCCUGGUUGCUGCAUGGUCUCUUGAUUGACAGCCAUGAUGAAUUCCUCAUCACAAAAGCCACCCCAGUAAAUACUGAAAUCCCAAAGAGCGAAGAUAACRUGGACAGUGAUUUGGGAAUUGGUGGAGUUACAGGAAAACAGCUUUCUGAUAUUAUGGAAGGAGAAAACAAGCAGGCUAUACCAGUUCUAUGGCAGUUCAAAAUCAAUGCAGAAAUGCUACCAUCCUACAUACCAACCAGAGUGGCUGAAAAGAUUCUUUUUGUGGGAGACUCWGUCAAAAUGUUUGAAGACGCCAAGAUAGGGAAAGAAACAAGAAGAUCAAAAUCUAUUGUACAUGACAAGGAAGAGGAAUUUCUACGAUCACUUUAUUCACUUCAGCAAAGAUCACACUUUAGUUUAACAGCUUUUGAAAGUGAAAUAGAUAAAAUAAGAACAUACGUAGCCCAGCAUUUAUGGAAGCUUGUUGUAGAGGAUGCAAAGCUUUUAAAACAUUUACAGAUWAUCAAAGAUUACUUCUUGCUYGGCCGAGGGGAACUUUUUUCUGACUUCACUGAGCAUGCUCAGCAUUUACUMAAAAUUCCUCCAACUACCAACACAUCUCAUGAUGUAAAUACCAUAUUCCAGCAAGUCUUACACAAGUUCAUUCCUGAUGAUGAUGAAAGCAGCUCUUUGUUUACUUUAAUUGUUGACAUGGAUGCUUUUCARAACAAGAAAAAAGCAAUGCAAGACCAAGGUGUGAUAAGUGGCUGGGAAUGUUUGAAUGUCCAUUACAAUGUACAGUGGCCAUUGCAUAUUCUUUUUCAGAAACCAAUAUUAGAAAAAUACAAUUCACUAUUCCGUCAUCUUUUGAAUGUCAAACGUACCCAGCAAGAUUUACAAAGGGUCUGGGCACUACACAUGGGUACGAAACACCAGUCCAGCCACUUUAGUCACAUGACUAGGGUUUGGCUUCUUAGAAUGCACAUGGCCUUCCUKGUUGACAAUCUACAAUAUUAUCUUCAGGUUGAUGUUUUGGAAGCUCAGUUCACACAGCUAAUAGAAAAGAUUAAUAGUACUCAAGAUUUUGAGUCAGUUCGCUUGGCACAUGAUCAUUUUGUUACCACAUUGAUGUCCCAGUCAUUUCUCCUUUUAAAACCUGUAGCYCAUUGUCUCGAUGAAAUCUUAACUCUUUGUCAAGGUUUUUGUUCUUUAUUGYUACAAAUAACUGAUAAACUAUCAGAAAGAGAGGAAGUGCAGAUUGAGAAUAUUUCCAAGAAUUAUGAGCGCCAGUCCAAUCUGUUAUUCAAGAUAUUGUCUAGUGUGCGUGGCUACCAGGCUACUCCUCAUCUGGCACAGUUACUUCUGCGCAUUGACUUCAACAAAAAGUUUUCUUCUGCAASUUCUCCAAGUUUUAACAGUGAUAACACUUCAAGUCAAGCAACAAUGCAAUGACGAAGCCUCAUAGCACUACCCAAGAAUGGCUUUUAUUCACAAUAAAUAUAAAAAUCUUUAUUUACAUGAUAUCAACACCUUAAAAUAUCAUUUACUCAUAUUUCUCUAAUAGAUUUAUUUACAGCAUCAUUAAUAAUAAUCUUUGCAGAUAGUUUUGAAUGAUAAAACUACAAAUUUUUAUCCUUAGAGUGAGUGCCACUGGACUGUGAAACAAUGUUACUGAUCUUUAAAGGCUAAGCUAAGCUAUUGUUGUGAAGUUGCUAAAUUGAGAGACAUUGCUCUAAUAAUAUAAUAAUAAAAAUAUAUUAAUAAAAAUAAUAUCUUCAGAGCAAUACAAUCAUGGCACAGUAUUUCUGAGGUGGCUAAACUAAGAAACACUAAUAUUACAAUAAUAUAUGAGUAAAUGUAUCUUGUUUAGAAAAUAUUGUAAGUUGCCUUGAGGUUUUUGACAGCACUUAGUAGUUUCUAUUUCAUGGCUCAGUAACAGUUUCAAUCUAGAUGUCUCAYUUCAUUUUUUUCAUGUGUUAUAAUACAGCACAGUUCUUGGUUGCUUCAUCGUUGCUAAUUAAAUUGAUAGUAGAUCUGUAGAAACAAAUGUAAAUACUUUAGUAACAAAGCAAAUUGUAAUAUAAAUGUGUGAUUAAGAAAUGGCACAGUUGUGAUAAAAGGACAAUGAAAAGUUAUU